Daphnia pulicaria is the source of this 1825-nucleotide messenger RNA. RefSeq names its product WD repeat and FYVE domain-containing protein 2-like (gene Wdfy2). NCBI's taxonomy places the organism in Eukaryota, Metazoa, Arthropoda, Branchiopoda, Diplostraca, Daphniidae. The record is from RefSeq and is a predicted model, not a curated record. Bases 159 to 1448 code for a protein of 429 amino acids. The transcript has 9 exons. Gene Ontology annotation, molecular function: metal ion binding; protein binding.
ACCACAUCGUCUGUCAAGAAGAAAAUCGUGUCUGUUUGUCUGUGUCUACUGUCUACCAAUUUCGUUUGUCUUCUUAUUGACUUGUUUACAAAAUUCAUCAUCCGUUUUUCUGAUUCAACUAGUCCAUUCAGUCAGGUUGUUCAUGAGAAACAAUCAUUAUGGCAGCAGAAAUCAAGCCAGUUCCUAUUCUUGCAACAUCAGCUGCAGCAACUAGAUCGAACCAGAAGAAACCUAUUCUAUUGCACAAGAUUGAGGGCUAUGAAGAAACUGUGAAUCAAGCUGUUAUACUACCAGGCGAGGAUGGUGUUGUGGCUGUCUGUGAUGACAGGUCUGUAAGAGUCUGGUUGAAACGCGAUUCCGGCCAGUUUUGGCCCAGCAUUUGCCAUUACAUGCCAUCAGGAGCAACAUCUGUCUGCUUUACCAAAAAAGUCUGGAGAGUAUUUGUUGGUCAAGAAAACGGCACAGUUUCGGAAUUUGUACUGGCCGAGGAUUAUAACUCGCUUACACACAAGCGGGACUAUCUAUCACAUCACGCCCGUGUGACCCAAGUGCACCACGCUCCGACUCCUUCGUGGAUACUUAGUGUUGGUCGUGAUAAAUGGUUCCAAUACUAUUGCGCAGUAUCAGGCAGACGCCUUGGUGGUCACAUUUGUCCAGCGUGGGCAUACUGUUUGGAAUUCGAUUUCGCAUCCCGCCAUGUAUUUGUAGGCGACGCUUCUGGUCAGAUUACCAUGUUAAAGUUGGAUCCCCAACCGGACUUGGCCACUAGUAAUACCACAACUGAACAGCAGGCUGUUGGAGUUCAACAAAUCACCGUCUUUAAAGGACAUUCUGGUCCAGUUCGUUCUUUAGCCUGGGAUGCUGGUCAUCAGUUUUUGUUUUCUGGAAGCGAGGAUAAAGGCAUCAUCGCUUGGGACAUUGGAGGCCAGCAAGGGACGGCAUAUGAACUUCAAGGGCACAAGAAUAAAGUCAUGGCUGUAUGUUUUUCUCCCACUGGCCGUAAACUUGUUUCCGGAGGAGAAGACUCCAUGUUGUGGAUAUGGAACAUGAAAGCUAAACGAAUAGAGACUUCUGAAUGGACCGAGUCCAGUACUUGCCAAAGGUGCAGUCGUCCAUUCUUUUGGAAUUUGAGGGGGAUGUUCGAUCAGCGUCAACUAGGUCUUCGACAACAUCAUUGUCGGCAAUGUGGGAGGGCCGUAUGUGAUGACUGCUCACCACAUCGCUCCGUUUUACCUGCAAUCGGUUAUGAAUAUGAGGUACGAGUUUGUGUCGAAUGCAACAAGAGUCUCACCGAUGCAAAUCGAGUAUCGUUAGCCGUUUGUCAAGAGGCUAAACACUCAAUUCUCUGGCUUAAUUUGGACGAAGAGCGCGGUCGACUUCUUACUCUUGGCCAUGAUCGUAUUAUGAAGAUCUGGGAUGUUUCUUCUCUCCUGAAGAACGACGCUUGAGUUUAAUAUCCUGAUAUAUAUCAUUUGGCUGUGAUCGUUUAAAUUUCAUCGUCAUAAACCCUUCCCGCCUGUUCUCACAGCUAUUUGUAAUUUUCAUUCCAAUGCGGUCUGAUAUUGUAUUCUCUAACCGUGCCCUCCCUCUCCCCUCCCCCCCCCCCUGCACCUGUUAUAUUUUGGUGAGAUUUGUGGAUAGUUAAUAUUCGUUUCGAUGAAUAUCUUUGUUUCUUUGUUUGCUAUAUGUUUUAAUCUGCAGCUUGCAGUAAUUUUCUUUGGCAAAAUCGGUCAUCCUCCCGUUGUGCUCCUCCUCAACAUGUGCGCCUUAAGCCCUUCAUGUAUAUCCAAUUUGAACUCGAAUAAAAUUCAUUAAUUAAGAUAAA